AUGUCAAUGGUGGGGACGUCUCGACUGCUGCGGCAGGCAAUCCAACCCGGACCAGCAGUGCUCCUCUUGGUGGCGGAGCUCUACUUUGACGUACCACUCGACUACCGCGACCCCCACGGCGAGAAGCUCCGGCUGUUUGCGCGGGCCGCGUUUCGCUACGAGAAGCCGAUAGUGCCGACAUUUCCGUUCAGCGAAGGCGGCAGCACGAGCAACGGCGGGGUGGGCACGGCGAUCAGCAACAAGACGCCCAAGGUGUACAAGGACAGCCUGCAGGAGCUCCGGGACUUGUUUACCAAACCAUGGCUGGUGUACCUCGAGGGUGGACCCGGCUCGGGCAACCGAGAGCCGCAGGACUAUGCGUUCACGCGGACGAUGCUCUCGCGCGGGUACCAGCUGCUGUUCCUCGACUACCGCGGCACGGGCAUGAGCUCGGCGAUCUGUGCCGAAACACUGAAGCGGCGAGGCGGCCCGGACGCGCAGGCGGCGUACCUGCGCAAGUUCCGGGCAGACAGCAUUGUGCGGGACCUGGAGGCGGUGCGCAAGUGCCUGACAGAGGACCAGCCGGCGUCGAAAAAGCGGUGGUCGCUUCUGGGCCAGUCAUUUGGCGGGUUUGUGAGCCUGACGUACCUGUCGUUCUACAGCGACGGCCUGCGCGAGGUGUUUAUGACGGGCGGCAUGGCGCCGCUGGGCAAGACGGCCGACGACGUGUACCGGGCGACGUACCGCAAGGCGGUGGAACGCAACCGGGCGUACUUUGGCAAGUUCCCCGAGGACGCAGACGCACUGCAGCGCAUCUCGCAGCACCUGUACAGCCAGCCCGACCACCGUCUGCCGCUGCCGAGCGGCGGCUUCCUGACGUUCAAGCGGGUGCUGACGUUUGGGUACAUGUUUGGGUUCCACGGCGGCGUGGACGCGACGCACACGCUGCUGCUGCGGAUGCGGCACGACAUUGAGCGCGUGGGCGUCCUGACGCGCCCGACCCUGGUGCAGGUGGAGCAGUUCUUCCCACUGGACGUGAUGCCGCUCUAUGCGGUCCUGCACGAGCCCAUCUACUGUUUCAAGAAGGGCGUGUCGUCGCGGUGGGCGGCGCAGCGCGUGGGCGUGGGCGCCGGAACAGACCUCGUGUCCCAGGGCGACGAGGAGACGAAGCACGAGUUCCCGCAGUUCAGCUGGCUCGCGGAUGACGUGGUGGCGCCGGAGAGGCAGCAGAUUGGCAGCUCGAUCCUGCUGAGCAGCGAGAUGAUCUACCCGUUCAUGUUCGACACAUACCCCGAGCUCAUGGAGAUGAAGGAGGCGGCGGAGCUGGUGGCGGCGUACGACGACUGGGAGGAGCUGUACGACGAGGACCAGCUGAAGAUGAACCGGGUGCCCGUGUACGCGGCCACCUUUAUCGACGACCUGUAUGUGGACUACGGCAUAGCCAAGGAGACGGCCGGCAAGAUUCGCAACAUCAAGGUGUACGAGACGAACGGGCUGUACCACAACGCGAUCCGGGCACGGACGGACGAGGUCCUGACGCAGCUGUUUCGUCUGCGGGACGACACGAUAGACUAG
Messenger RNA from Sporothrix brasiliensis 5110, 1554 nucleotides. RefSeq names its product proline iminopeptidase. NCBI's taxonomy places the organism in Eukaryota, Fungi, Ascomycota, Sordariomycetes, Ophiostomatales, Ophiostomataceae. The record is from RefSeq and is a predicted model, not a curated record. The transcript is spliced from 2 exons. The coding region runs from base 1 to 1554 and encodes 517 amino acids. Gene Ontology annotation, molecular function: peptidase activity. Gene Ontology annotation, biological process: proteolysis.